This is a messenger RNA of Colletotrichum gloeosporioides, 1956 nucleotides long. RefSeq lists its product as uncharacterized. Lineage: Eukaryota; Fungi; Ascomycota; Sordariomycetes; Glomerellales; Glomerellaceae. The transcript has a single exon. The record is from RefSeq and is a predicted model, not a curated record. Gene Ontology annotation, molecular function: cysteine-type endopeptidase activity. Bases 1 to 1956 code for a protein of 651 amino acids. Gene Ontology annotation, biological process: proteolysis.
AUGCCAGGGGCAACCUCAAUCAAUGGUCACAAGCGGGCGCUACUCAUCGGCUGUCCCGUUGAUGCGCUCAAGGCGCCGGCCAGAGAUCUGGAGACUAUGAAAGCGAUCCUCGACGAUUACGGGUUUUCCUGCAAGCUGGCGCAAAAUGCCACUAGAGCUCAAAUCAUAAAUCACCUAGAGCGCUUGAUCGCUAACACCAACACGAGCGACGCUAUUGUGGUCUACUUUUCUGGUCAUGGCGGCCUGGUAGAGGAGUCAGGAGAGGUUAAUGCGAGCCCAGCAGUGCAGUUCCUCAUUCCUUAUGACUUUUCAGAAACCACUGAAGAUGAUUUCAGGGGCAUCACAGACGUAGAGCUCUCGCGAUACCUACGUCGACUCACCGAUAAGACCGAGAAUGUCACACUCAUAUUGGACUGCUGCCAUGCGGCCCGAAUGGCCCGACUCAAGGCCACCGUCAAGAGAGUUGACCCGCAGGUCUAUGGUGUAGUGUUCUCGCACGUUCGCAAGAUGAUACAAAAUGGCAUGCUUGACAGAGGCGGCCACCACGAAAGAAAUCCGCGACUACUUACAAUCGCUGCAUCAGCGCGAACUGAGAGUGCCUACGAACAAUCCUUCGGGAGCGAGCAGCGAAGUGUCCUUACCGAAGCACUCGAGCGUGUGCUACGUCGGCGGGGUACAGAUGGCACCCUCCCUAUGAUUUGUUGGCGCAGUGUUAUGCGUCUCGUUCGAGACCGUAUCAAGGCUACCUGCCCCCAACAAUUUCCGCAAAUUGAGGGGGAGGAUACGCGGUUCACAUUUAGUCUUGAGCGAGCAAGUAUCGACGGUGCACUUCCACUAUCGUACGAUCAACAGAAGCGUCUUCUUGUUUUGCAAGGAGGGGAACUUCAUGGAGUCCAAGUCGAAGACACGUAUGCCGUCUUGCCGGCUCGUGAAGAGCGGUUUGACUCAAGCCGCCAGAUCGCCGAGGUCAAUGUCGACCUCGUUGGGCCUUUGAUGUCGCACGUCAGUCUCAAAGAUCUAGGCCAUCUCAAUCGUGUCGAGAGCCAUGCUGGAUCUGGCAUGAGAGCCUUCCCAAGGAAGAAGAUUGGUAGAUUACCGGUGGCAGUUCGGUGCCAAAUAAUCUCGGAGCGAUUGAAUCGCCACAUCGACAGGUCUCCGUUCCUCUGCAGAGCUGGGAACAAUGAGACGUCCCCAUUCGCCACGAUCACGAGUAGACAUUCGCAAAUCGAGCUCUGGAGCCAGGAGUCAGGCGAGGUAUUUCUCUUGGGCUGCUGGUCGGUCGCAGAGAACGAGCAAGUCGACGCUCGGUGCGUCUCCGAGGUUAUUGGCAGAUUGGAGUCCAUGGCACGGUCAAGACAUCUUCUCUCGCUCGCUCGGCAGGUCGAGCCGAACCUCCUGUCACGACAAGUCAGUGUGGAGGUCGGCCGAGUCCGAAAUGGCCAACCGGACACGAGCGGUCAAGAAAGGGGCCUCUCUGUCACAGAGGGGGAGAGGAUAUUUAUCAAGCUUCGCAACACUGGCCGAUCCAUGGUGCUUGUAUCGAUUUUCGAAAUUUGUGCCGGAUCCGUUAUGAUGCUGACUGCGGCAACACCAAAUGGCCGAGAGCUCCUCCCUGAAGAAGAGUACACCUUUGGUGAACUGGACAUGAUAUUUGGAACCCUUCAAGGGUCCGAGGUUGAUUGGCCCGAAAGUGCGCCCAAGGUUCAAGGCUCUAGACUUCUUGAGAACAUUGUUGUUGUGGUAACGCCCAGCCGCCUGGACAUGGAUCUUCGAUGUCUCGAGACAGGCCCUGGUGCGGCCAAGGGUGACAGGGGUACUCAAGAGCUUGAUGAGCCAAGUCUUUCUGAUUUCAUCAGCGAGUUCGGGUCGGAAUCUACCAGCAGAAUCAGGCCCGAAACCCAGACAUUCAUCAAAUUUGGAAUGCGUCUGUUUUCCUUUGAGCUGAACCAAUACUGA